AUUUAUUUUUGUUUUAUUUUAUUUUGCUGUUCGAUUAGAGCUGCACUCAGCGUCUACGCAUCAACACAAGCAUCGGCAUCGUUCGUUAACCUUACCCCGGCUGCUUCCUUCCACAAUGCGCUAAGAAGCUUUGCAUUCUACAGAAAAUAUGUCAGCUAAAGGCAAAGAGCCAGCUGCCCAAAAGGAUGCUGCGCCCACGAACCCGAGAGGCAUUCCCUAUGCACCAUUUGUCGAUAAAGUCGAAGAUUAUGUAACCACCAGAGACGAUGUGCAGUCGACUCUCCGCAGCUUCCAGGAGAUGAUCUCGAAAUACCAAUUUAUGGAGUUAAAUCUGCAGAGGAGAGUAGCUGGCCUGAAGGAUAAGAUGCCUGAUAUAGAAAAGACUUUGGAGACAGUCAAAUUUUUAAAAACGAGGACGGGAGAAUCAGAUCCUAUCGAAACCACGUUCGAACUAAACGACACCUUGUACGCGAAAGCGUCGAUACCACCUACGGACGAGGUCUAUUUGUGGCUUGGUGCGAACGUUAUGCUGGCAUAUCCUAUUGAUGAGGCCGAGACACUCCUCACCUCUAAAUUAUCCGCUGCGAAGCAAAGCUAUACUAAUUGCGAGGAAGAUUUGGAUUUCCUUAGAGAACAGAUUACGACUAUGGAGGUUGCAAUAGCACGAGUGUACAAUUGGGACGUGGUGCAAAAACGGAAAGAAAAGGCGGAAGAGGAAGGCAAAGGGAAGGGCACUGAAGGUGUCGACCAGCCAAACGGAUAAAGUCCUCGAAUCCUUGGUGAUCAAGCUCAGCCAGAUAAAGUAGGACUAGACGAUUUUUGGUCAGCAUUCACCUUCCGUGACCGAAAGGCCUGCGAAAUUACCGUAUCGGAAUUCGUAAAUUGGCACAUGUGUCUUGGUUUACCAACACCAACCAGCCAACCUCUGGAUCUUACACAGUGCAGGUGAUGACGCAAUAUUGAACCCUUCGUCUAAAAGAUUAUAUCCCCAAGUUACGUAGUACGUAGGUGAAUUAGGAGAAUGAUAACCUUAAAAUUCAUUACUCGCAUUACUCUCCUAAACCUACACUUAUGUAUAAAUCCAUAUACGUGUACCCCGUAAUUUUAUUCGAAUCUUAGUGGUUUAGUUGGGUUCUAUGAAGCGCAGAUGUCGAUGUCAU
Annulohypoxylon truncatum is the source of this 1160-nucleotide messenger RNA. RefSeq names its product Prefoldin, subunit 3. Gene Ontology annotation, biological process: tubulin complex assembly; microtubule-based process; protein folding. The record is from RefSeq and is a predicted model, not a curated record. Gene Ontology annotation, molecular function: tubulin binding. NCBI's taxonomy places the organism in Eukaryota, Fungi, Ascomycota, Sordariomycetes, Xylariales, Hypoxylaceae. The transcript has 6 exons. Gene Ontology annotation, cellular component: cytoplasm; prefoldin complex. The coding region runs from base 149 to 763 and encodes 204 amino acids.